Heterostelium album PN500 is the source of this 5220-nucleotide messenger RNA. Its product is annotated as type A von Willebrand factor domain-containing protein. The transcript is spliced from 5 exons. NCBI's taxonomy places the organism in Eukaryota, Evosea, Eumycetozoa, Acytosteliales, Acytosteliaceae. Bases 1 to 5220 code for a protein of 1739 amino acids. The record is from RefSeq and is a predicted model, not a curated record. Gene Ontology annotation, molecular function: RNA binding; protein binding.
AUGUACUCUGCAUUGUGGAAGAAAAAUGGAGAUCAAAUACAUCCAUCUUUUAUGUCGGUGAAUGCGCGUGUCGUCGACUUGGCCGCACAGCUCGUUUUCAAGAAGACCUAUAGCAACAUCGGAAAGGCGUUCGGUGUCGGUCAGUCCGAUGAAGCAACCUUCAAGGCGCACUUGAACACUUCACUCGGUGUGCUCACUGGUUUUGAGAUUCGUCUCGACGGCAAGAAGAUCUCUGCCGAAGUAACCAACCUCGGCGAGGCACUCAAGCAGCUCGACAGUCACACUGCCGCCAACAUUGCCAAGGAAGCCAACACCCAAGAUCCCUACCUCGAAGAGGACUUCUUCAUGUGUCGUCUUACCAACCUCGUUCAGUAUCAGGAGCUCGAAGUCAUCAUCACCUACGUAACAGAGAUGUCGAUGCAAGGUGAAUACUUAUAUAUGGUAUUCCCAACUUCACUUUCACAGACUGAAGAGGAACAAGCAAACAACAGCAGCAACAAUAUAAAUAUUAAACCAACCGAACAAAUACAACAACAACAACAAUCGAUUUUAAACAACAGCAGUAACAACAACAAUAGUAGUAUAAAGCAGGGACUUUCAAUUAAGUUGGAUUUGGAAAUGCCAUCGUCUAUUGUUGAGAUUAAAUCACCGUCACAUCCCGAUCAAAUUAUUACAAAGAUCGGAAAGAAUGGUGAAGAUUCGAAUUUUGGCUCCGUCGAGUACGAGGAUACCCGUCCCAUUGAUGCCGCCAAUCAGAACGAUUUGACCAUUUUGGUCAAGUUGAAAGAUCCACAUGAACCAGCCGGUUUCAUCGAGAGAAAUCAAGACGGUUCACAUGCUUUAAUGUUAGUUUUCUACCCACGUCUCUCUAAUAAUAAUAACACCACACAACAAUCACCAUCCACACCAACCACACAACCAACUAUCGAUUUGGCAACUACAAGUUUCGCAGCUGCCGUACAGCAACAACAACUACUACAAGCGCCAUCCUCACCACUUCCAACCAGCGGAAGUAACACUCCACAAAAGGUAUACCCAUUGGCAACCAGCACCCAAGAGAUGGAGUUGAUUUUCUUGGUCGAUUGUUCCGAGUCUAUGGCCGGUUACAAUUUAAAUCACGCAAAGAAGGGUCUGCAUUUGUUCUGUCACUCACUGCCAAAGUCCACCUUCUUCAAUAUCAUUUCAUUCGGUUCCACCUUUAAGAAGUUGUUUGCCAAGUCCAUGCAAUACGGUGGUGAAAACUUGGAAGCUGCCACCCAAUACAUCAAGAAUCUCAAGUCAGAGUCUGGUGAGACCAACCUUCUUGCCCCACUCCAAGACAUCUACAACGCUCCAGCCGUGCGUCCACGUAAGAUCUUUAUCCUCACCGACGGAGGUGUCUCCAACGUUGGUCCAAUCGUAGAGUUGGUUCGUCAAAACGCUGACAACACCUCUGUUUUCCCAAUUGGUAUGGGUGAAUUUGGUAGCAGACAAUUGGUUGAUGUUGUCGCUAAUGCAGGUUGUGGUGUUGCCGAGUUGGCAAUUGAGAAUGAAACCAUUGAGAAUAAGGUAAUGAGACAGUUGAAGCGUGCUUUACAACCAGCUUAUACCAACAUUAGAAUCGACUGGGGAACCAUGUCCAGCAAGAUGCAAGCUCCAAGAGAUUUGAGAACUUUGUUUGAUGGAGAUCGUCUUACCGUUUUCAAUAUCUUGAGCAAGGACGAAAAGUUCAAUGGUACCGUCAAGUUGUUGGCCAACGGACCAAACGGACCCGUUUCCUUCCAGAUCCAAAUCAAGGGUGACGACGUCAAGCAAGGUGAUAUGAUUCAUUGUUUGGCUGCCUACACUUUGAUUUCCGACUUGCAAUAUCAAUUGUUGGAUACCACCGAUCCAGCCGAGUCUGACCGUCUCACCAAGCGUAUUGUUGAGCUCGGUAUCAAAUAUGGAUUGGCUACCAACUACACUUCUUUCUUGGCUGCCGACGACAAGGAUUCACCAUUGCCACACAACGUUUUGUCAGAGAGUGCCAUGAUUUCACUUCGUGGUUCUGCCAGCGGUAUCCCAACCAACAUGAACCAACACCACACAACCGCUCAACCACAACAACAACAACAACAAGCAUCAACUAUCUCACCAUUGAGACAACUCUCUUCAACAUCACCACCUUUCACCCCAUCCACUUCCAACCUCUCACCAUCAGCACCAUCGUUCACUCCUUCCACUCCACUCUCGAAAUCAACUCUCAAGUUUAACUCACCAGAGUUUGUUCCAAAGAGUUUGCAAGGAGGUCACCCAUCAAUUCCAUUUACCAUUCCAGCUAAACUCGCACCAACUACCACUCCAGCUCCAGUUGCUGCUACCCCAACUCCAGCUCCAGCCACUACCACUACUCCAGUUGCUGCUGCUACCUCAACUCCAGUUGCUGCCACCACUCCAGCUCCAGUCACUUCUACACCAACUCCUGCUCCAGCUGUCACCACCCCAGCUCCAAUUGAAGCUACUCCAACUCCUGCCCCAGCUGCUGUUACUCCAGCUCCAGCUGCUGUCACACCAACUCCAGCACCAGUUGAAGCUACACCAACUCCAGCUCCAGCUGCUGUCACACCAGCUCCAGUUGUUGCCACACCAACCCCAACACCAGCUCCAGCUUCACCAUCAAAGGAUAAUGCUUCAGUCGCCCCAACUACCUCAACUACCACCCCAGCUCCAGCUCCAUCAACUACUGCUGCCCAACCACCAGCUAAAGCUGUUGCUCCAGCUGCCGAUUCACAAGCCUCAAAGAUUGCUGCUGCUAUCCAAGCCGGUUUGUCUCAAUUCGGUAUGGUUUCCAACCCAACCACCUCGACCGCGCCACCAGCCAACAUUGCCGCUGCCAACUCUGUCUCACCACCAUCCGGAAAGAAACAAUAUUCCAUUCAAUUCCUUCUCGGACAACGUUAUAUCGAUUCAAACACACUCAUUCCAGAGAAGCUCAAGCCAUACAGCUCAUUGUUGAAUCAACACCAAAAGCCAGGUGCCAUCUUUGGUCAGAAGGAGAACCGUCGUGGAAAGGAUCGUCAUCACGACAACUUUAAGAAUCAACCAGCUCACCCACCAGCUGUGCCAGUCAAGAAGAUCUUCUCCAAGGAUACCGCCGGUGAAUACUCUGAGAUCUACAAGAAGUUCAAGUUCAAUCUCAAUCGUAUCACCAUGGAUACCUAUGCCACUUUGAUCAAGACAAUCGAAGAGAUCACCAUUCCAAACGAAGAGGUAUUGAAGGGUGUCGCCAAGAUUCUCUUUGAGAAGGCCAUCAUCGAUCAAAAGUACAGUGCAGUCUACGCUAUUAUGUCUGGUCAUCUCGAUGUCAAAUUCCCCAAAUUCGAAAACAACAUCACAUUGAAGCGUGAGGUCAUUCUCAACUGUCAAUCUGUAUUCGAAGAGAAACCAGAUCGUUCCAAGUUUGAAGCACUCUCCAAGGAGGAUCAAGAAGAACAAGAAUUCUUUAUCAAGAGAAGAACACUUGGAAAUAUCAAAUUCAUUGGUGAAUUAUAUAAACACUCUGUUUUGGCAGAAUCUAUUGUUAUUCAAUGUAUAAAGUUUUUGUUGGGUAAAGCUCAGGAAUCAGCCUCUGAGGAUAUCGUUGAAGGUGUUGUAAAAUUAAUUACUACCAUCGGUAAGAAGUUGGAUGCCGAUCCAACCAAGCCAGCCAUCAUGACCACUUUCAGCACUCUCCUCUCGAUUUCCGAGAACGAAAAGUUCUCAUCGAGAGCACGUUACUUGGUACUCGGUCUUUUGGAUUUGAGAUCCGAACGUUGGGAGCCAAAGACCACCGGUAUGUUGAAGGUCAACAAGGACGACCACGACAAGGAAGAGCGUUUCAUCAAGGCACAUGGAGGUCGUGGUGGAGAUCGUGACGACCGUGAUCGUGAACGUGGUAGAGAUCGUCGUGGAGAGCGUCGUGAUCGUGAACGUGAACGUGAUCGUGAUGAUCGUCGUGGUGGAGACCGUGAUUCUACUCCUCGUAAGGGUGGUAUCUUUGGAAAGGGAAGCAAGUCCGACGGUAAGUCCGACGGUUGGGAGAUCGCUGGAAAGUCACCAAAGGACAACAACAAGAAGACACCAAAGAAGAACGAGCUCAACUCGAGCAGCAAUUCCACUCCAAUCAAGGGAGGUGUCACUUCACCACUCAGAAACUCGACCUCUGGUACCAACAAGAAGGACAACCAAAGACAGAAUAUGUUCAGUGUCUUGGAUGACGAUGAUUUCCCACAAGGAUCACCAAAGAAGUCUCAAUUGGAGCCAACUGCCACACCAACUCCUGCCAAGCCAGAUACCAACAACGAAAUCACCACCGAGAAGCUUGAGGAUACUAUUUCCAUGACCUUGGACGAAUAUGUCGAAUCAAGAGAUGUCGAUGAAGCCAUCGAAUGUUUGAAGGAACUCAACUAUCCAAAUCUCUAUGGAAAGAGAGACAAAGAGAAGGAUGCAGUUUUAGAAUUGAUUCACUCUCUUAUCUUAUCACAAAUGUACACUCCAGAGAACUUUAAGGAAGGUUUGAAGGAAGUUUUAGAUAGUAUCGAAGAUAUCGAAAUCGAUCUUCCAUUCGCAUCCAAAUUUUUGGCACAAGUCGUUGGUGUUUGUAUAGAAGCCGAAGUUUUCCCACUCAACUACUUGGAGGAAGCCUACAUUGAUUUGGUCGACAACGGAAAAGCUGAAUCGAUGCUCAAGGAAACCUUUAUGGCCAUCGAGAAUCAAGCGGAUACCGACCGUUUGGCAGAGUUGUACGAAAAAACCAACAACCUCGAUAUCCUCAAGUUGUUCCGUCCAAAGAACAGAAACACUCAGUACUUGCAAGAGGAGUUCUUCCAAGAGUACUUCCCAUACUUGUCGACCAGCAAGGUUGUUGUAUCGUCGGAUCAAUCGGCGGAGCCAACACUCUCGGAGCACUUGAUUUUGUUGCAAAAGGCCGACGGUUACUGGGAGUUGAACAAACCACUCGCCGGUGUCAUCAGUGUGCCACUCUCGAAUUUGGAGAACGCCGAGAAUUCUGACUCGUUGUCGCUCACUCAUCCAAACAUCUGGGCCACCUGUCUCGCCUACUCAUUCAUCCAGAUCAACUUUACCGAGGAGCAAGAGGAUCUCGAGUUAAUCAAACACAAGACACUCGAAUGGUUGAACGCUGAAUACGAACAACCAAAUCCACCAACCAAACCAUUAGACGAAAUUUUGAAGAAAGCUACAAGAUUGAUCAGUGAAUAUUAA